UGCUGUUUUACAAACUGGCCGUCACACUUGUUGCAGACCAUGACGUUGAUCGAGUCUCUCGCUGACCUGGAGCUCGUUUGUUCUCAAAAUGCCGAAUGAGAGAGACGACCGCGACAUGCACGCCAAAGAGCAGUUCAUCAUGUCUCACGCCGCUCUUUGCACCAUCCCGCUGGCGCUCUCGGCGGGAGACGCUGCCGCCGCCGCCGCGGAGACCGAGCGAGGCGCGCCCGACGCUCACGGAGAAGAGUUUGCCCACAGUCACAGAAACGCCUGCUGCCGCCCCGACAGACCUGCGCUGAACAGGUGUAUGACUCUGCCCGGAGCUCUUGUAGAAAACGACCCCGUCAAGGCGGAGGCAGCGGAGGGAUCCAGACAUGAGUUCGGCCAUCACGCGCACAGGUUGUUCGACAGCGAUGACGACCUGGACUAUCACGUGCACCAUCACUGGCAUCCUCACGAGAGCAACUCGCACUAUUCCUUUGAGGCCAUUCAGCGCAGACAUACCACCCUGAGAGAGAAGUGCCGCCGGCAGGCCGUCCGUGGCCCCGCUUACAUGUUCAGCGAGAGAGGCACCAGUCUGACCGAAGAGGAGGAACGUUUCCUAGACGCUGCAGAGUAUGGAAACAUCCCCGUGGUCCGUAAGAUGCUUGAAGAGUCCAAGACUUUGAAUGUGAACUGUGUGGACUACAUGGGUCAGAAUGCGUUGCAGCUCGCUGUAGGGAACGAACACUUGGAGGUCACAGAACUGUUGUUGAAGAAAGAAGGGCUGGCGCGAGUGGGUGAUGCCCUGCUGUUAGCCAUCAGCAAAGGCUACGUGCGGAUAGUAGAGGCCAUCUUAGCCCAUCCGGCAUUCGAAGGUGGCCUCCGUCUGACUCUGAGUCCCCUGGAGCAACAGCUACGAGACGACGACUUCUACGCGUACGAUGAAGACGGGACUCGCUUUUCCCAGGACGUCACGCCUAUGAUUCUAGCGGCCCACUGCAAGGAGUACGAGAUCGUGCACAUUUUGUUACUCAAGGGGGCUCGCAUUGAGAAACCCCACGACUAUUUCUGCAAGUGCGGCGAGUGUGCGGAGAAACAGAAGCAGGAUUCUUUCAGCCAUUCGCGAUCGAGGAUGAACGCCUAUAAAGGCCUCGCCAGCGCUGCAUAUCUGUCACUGUCUAGCGAAGACCCUGUGCUCACGGCUCUGGAGCUCAGCAAUGAGCUGGCACAACUCGCCAACAUCCAGACUGAAUUUAAGAAUGACUACAGGAAGCUCUCCAUGCAGUGUAAGGACUUUGUGGUCGGCGUUCUGGAUCUCUGCAGGAACACAGAGGAGGUGGAUGCCAUUUUGAAUGGAGAUGUGGACCAGAACCCCCUGAGCGAACACCAUCGCCCUUGCCUUAGCCGGGUCAAACUGGCCAUUAAAUAUGAAGUGAAGAAGUUUGUGGCUCAUCCGAACUGCCAGCAGCAGUUACUGACGCUGUGGUAUGAGAAUCUAUCAGGCCUUAGGCAGCAGUCAAUCGGCGUGAAGUGUUGGACAGUGCUGGGAGUGAUGGUUGGCCUGCCAUUUCUUGCUAUUGCAUAUUGGAUUAUGCCCUGCAGCAAGGUGGGCCAGGUCCUCCGCAGUCCCUUUAUGAAAUUUGUAGCUCACGCCGUCUCGUUCACCCUCUUCCUAUGUCUUCUGGUCCUCAAUGCGUCCGACCGCUUUUCGGGGGUCAAAAACCUUCCUAACGAAACCAUCACUGAUCAUCCACGGCAGAUCUUUCGCAUUAAAACCACUCAGUUCUCGUGGACAGAGAUGUUGAUAAUGGAAUGGGUGCUGGGAAUGAUCUGGACGGAGUGUAAGGAGGUUUGGGCCGACGGACCACGAGAAUACAUCAUGCAUUUGUGGAACGUGUUAGACUUCGGGAUGCUGUCGGUGUUCGUGGCGUCAUACACCGCGCGGUUCAUGGCUUUCCUGCAAGCCUCCCAUGCACAGCUCUAUGUGGAUUUGUACGUGACUAACGCAGAUCUGAUCAAUGCCUCGUUACCAGAAGACGUGGCCUACUUCACUUAUGCCAGGAACAGGUGGCUUCCCUCAGAUCCUCAGCUCAUCUCCGAGGGCUUGUACUCCAUCGCUGUGGUGCUCAGUUUUUCACGUAUUGCGUACGUUCUGCCGGCCAACGAGAGUUUUGGACCCUUGCAAAUAUCUCUUGGGCGCACUGUGAAGGAUAUUUUUAAAUUCAUGGUCAUCUUCAUCAUGGUCUUCCUCGCCUUCAUGAUCGGCAUGUUUAAUUUGUAUUCCUACUACUUGGGGGCUAAAUACAAUCCUGCUUUUACCACGGUCGAGGAAAGCUUUAAAACACUGUUCUGGUCCAUCUUUGGUUUAUCUGAGGUGAUCUCCGUGGUUCUGAAGUACGAUCAUAAGUUCAUCGAGAACAUUGGUUAUGUGCUCACGGGCUAUAACGUCACAAUGGUGGUGGUUCUGCUCAACAUGCUCAUAGCCAUGAUCAACCACUCAUACCAGGAGAUUGAGGAGGACGCUGACGUAGAAUGGAAGUUUGCUCGUGCAAAGCUGUGGCUCUCCUAUUUUGAUGAAGGCAGCACUCUUCCACCCCCCUUUAAUCUAAUGCCCAGCCCCAAAUCCUUCUAUUACAUGGCUCAGCGCACCAAAGCAUGCCUAGUGAGUUUAUGCAAGGCCAGGGUUCGUGGCAACAGCAGCCAGCAGGACGUGGGAACGGCCAAUUCACGCUCUAAGCUUCGUCGGUUUCAGCCUUACCACGCACAGGAAGGCUUCACGGUUAGAAAUCCUAUCAAACACCCCACAAGAUAUCAGAAACUCAUGAAGCGUCUCAUCAAGCGGUAUGUCCUAAAAGCCCAAAUUGACAGCGAAAGUGAUGAGAUCAAUGAAGGUGAGCUGAAGGAAAUCAAGCAGGACAUUUCCAGCCUCCGCUAUGAGCUCCUGGAGGAAAAGUCGCAGGCCACUGAAGAACUCGCUGAGCUGAUUCAGGAGCUCGGAGACAAACUCAGCAAAGGAGCAAAGAGACCAUGAGAAACGAAACUCUUGUGAUUCUAGCCGAGAGUGUCCUGGACCGAGUCUGGAUCUGCUGAAAUAUUUAGUUUAGAUAAAAACUUUAAAGUCUUAAAACGUAAUCCGUUUUAGACAUCGGUUUGUGAAGGUGUGGUUUGUGGUGUAGGAUGCAAUUUAAUAAUUUAAUAAUUUAAUGACGCAGGAGAGACACAGUGCUGUAGAAUAAUAAUAAAUUCAAAUGGACGUAUUAUCACAAUAUCUAUAUUAUUAAAAUGACAACAAGAGCUAAAUGUGCUAGUUCUGACAUUAGUUCUCAGUAUCCCAGAGCUGCACAUUAUGAUCAAGGAGGCUUGGCACAUGAGUUAAUGAUAACAAUGUGUUUUUUUAAUAAGGUAGACAUCCAAAAUGUGCAUGGUGGAAAAACUCCAGGAUCUGGACGGAGAUAAUA
This is a messenger RNA of Puntigrus tetrazona (Sumatra barb), 3440 nucleotides long. It is a transcript of the gene trpc7a, whose product is annotated as transient receptor potential cation channel, subfamily C, member 7a. Gene Ontology annotation, cellular component: cation channel complex; membrane. NCBI's taxonomy places the organism in Eukaryota, Metazoa, Chordata, Actinopteri, Cypriniformes, Cyprinidae. Gene Ontology annotation, molecular function: inositol 1,4,5 trisphosphate binding; store-operated calcium channel activity; protein binding. The record is from RefSeq and is a predicted model, not a curated record. Gene Ontology annotation, biological process: calcium ion transmembrane transport; regulation of cytosolic calcium ion concentration; manganese ion transport.